AUGCAUCAACAAACAACAAUAAAAAGAAAAUUAAGCGAUCGAAAUAAUGAUUUUAAUGGGAAUUGUGCAUUAAGUGACCAAUAUGUUAAUUGUUUAAAAAAAAGUAAAUUAGCCUUGAUACGACAUCCACUUGGUAUAAUGCCAUGGGGUAAUUAUUUUAUUGAUUCUACGGAAAAAGGAUUUCGUAAAAAUCGUCGAGAAACAAGUCUUGGUGCGCUUGCGCAUUUAACAGACGAAAUAAUUUUAGAAAUUCUUGGAUAUUUUAAUGUAAAAGAAUUAUUAACUUUAGGCUUUACGAGCCAAGUUUUAUACUGUUUCGUAUCUUUUGAAGAUUUAUGGAAACAGCUUACAAUUCGAAAGUUUAAUGGAGAUUGGUGGUGGUACGGUAGUUGGAAGUUAACAUAUUUGAAAAGAUCAGAUCCUAAAUAUGAUGUAGAUUCGUUCAUAAAACCCGCGAUAAAUGUAACACAUUUUUAUAGUGAUAUUCUCUUUCAACCAUUCCUGAAUAGUUCGACAGGAGUGGAUCAAUUUUUGGGUAUAGAAACAAUUGAUCGUCGUUCAAACUUAAGCAUGGAGGAAUUUAAUACAAACUAUGCAGCAAAAAAUAGACCAGUAAUUAUUACAGAUGUAGUGACGCAAUGGCCAGCAUUUCAAAAAUGGACGAUAAAAUAUCUUGUAGAAAAAUAUGGGGACAUCCAUUUUCGUGCGGAAGCUAUUAACAUAAAAUUAAAAAACUAUGUACAGUACAGUGCGAGCACACUAGAUGAAAGUCCAUUAUACUUGUUUGAUAAAAAAUUUGGGGAAAAAUGUAAUGGUAUUCUUGAAGAUUUCUUGGUACCAGAAUAUUUUAGUCAAGAUUUUUUUAAUAUUCUUGGACAGAGUAGACCAGAUUUUCGAUGGAUCAUAAUCGGCCCAACUCGCUCUGGAUCAACAUUUCAUAAGGAUCCAAACUCAACAUCAGCGUGGAAUGCAGUUAUCAGGGGAUCAAAAAAAUGGAUAAUGUAUCCACCAGAUAUUCUUCCUCCUGGUGUUUUCACUAGUGCAGAUGAGGCAGAAGUUACAUCGCCAGUAUCUUUGAUGGAAUGGCACUUUAAUUAUUAUAAAGCAACACAAAAAUCAAAAAUACAACCUUUAGAAGGAAUUUGUCGCGCAGGAGAAUUGAUUUUUGUGCCUAAUGGAUGGUGGCAUAUGGUGAUCAAUCUCGAAGAUUCUAUUGCUAUUACACAGAACUUUAUUGGAUUACAUAAUUUAUCGAAUGUAAUUAAAUUCCUUCGUGAGAAACCAGAACAAAUUUCAGGAUUCUCAUCAGAUUCAUGGCCAUCUUGCAAAACUAUUCAUGAAACUUUUUAUAACAAGCCAUCCGUUUGGGAACAGCUCAAGAAAUCCGAUGAUACAGAAAAAGGAUUUACAUUUAAUUUUUCUAAUAAUGAAUAA
Molecule: messenger RNA, 1434 nt
Organism: Dentiscutata erythropus
Lineage: Eukaryota; Fungi; Glomeromycota; Glomeromycetes; Diversisporales; Gigasporaceae
Source: the annotation of a GenBank genome assembly